UGUAAAAAUAUUUUUUAUGCUCUGUCCUUUAAUACACGCCACAAUGAACAAUGCAUCUAUGCUUCGACAGCACCAACAUUCUAUCUCCGCUUCCGCUAUGUCCACCUCACAGCAUGGAUCGAUUGCUCAGCAAACAAUAGCUUCGAAUGAUGGUCUUCCGUUGCAUAUUUCUCCACUUUACGGACCCAACUUUCCCCAACAAAAUCCAGUUGCAUCUACUUCUAUCCAACAAAAACAACAAACAUCUGCCAGUUUUGAUCCCCGAAAUUUGGAAAUAAAAACCCAUUCAGUUGAACAAACUUUACUACCUCUUGUUCAACAGAUCUCAACUUUGGUUAAUUUUAAAGAAACUAUUUUGACUGGAGGAAGACCAAAGUCAGAUAGAGCACUUCGAGCAGCUCUUAAAAUUGGAACAGCAGUAGAAGCGGCUGUUGAACGCUUUGUUGCUGUUGGAGAAACUAUUGCAGACGAAAACCCAGAUAUUCAACCAGAGCUUUAUGAUGCUUGUUCUUCUAUUGCCAAUUUGCAUGGUUCAAUGCUGGCAGAACCAAUGCACGAUUCCUCUAAUUUUCCCGUAGAAAAUGGGGGUACUGCAAUAUUCCCAAAUGUUAAUACAACACAAUUAGUUAGAGCUGCUAGGCAGUUACUUUCUUCUGUUACACGUGUUUUACUUUUGGCUGAUCGUGUACUUGUUAAACACAUUCUCCGAGCUGAAGAUAAAAUAGCUUAUUCUCUUACUAAAUUAGAGCAUACUUCUAAUUUUACUGAAUUUGUCCAAAUUUUUACUGAAUUUGGUGGUCAAAUGGUGGAUCUGGCACAUCGUUCUGGUGAUAGACAACAAGAUCUGAAAAGUGAAAAAAGGCAGGCACAAAUGCAAGUUGCUAGAGCACAAUUAGAAAGGCUUACAAUGCUUCUAUUGACAUCCGCUAAAACACUUUUGAGACAUCCUGAUGACCCUGCUGCUAGGCAAUGCCGAGAUGGUGUCUUUCACCAAAUCCGUUCUGCAUUACAAUUAAUAGCCAUAUGUGUAACUGAUGGUGUAAUGGCCUUUGAUGCAAUGUCUGCUUAUUCCUCUCCUUUAGAUGAAUUAUCACUUGCAACGGAUGGACCUUUGGAUAUUGGAAUACAAUUGACAGCUUCAGUUGCGAUUAGACAAUUGUGUGAAAUGUUGGAUAUGUGUCGAAUGAUGUCCUUAAUUGGAGCUGGCGUCCGAGAACGUUUAAUAUCUGCUUUAACCGCCCUUUGCGAAAUGAGCACAGACUUUACUGAUUCUUCGUGGACACCAAAUCAACAAAGAGAACAAAUUUUGGAUCUAUUAGAAAAGUGUAGAUUUGAAAUGGGAAAUUUAGUUAAUCCUCCAACAUCGGAAAUAGGAAAUGAUGAAAGAUUGAGAAAUGAAAGUAUUCAAGUAACUGUUGAAAGAUUGAACAGAAGAUUAAAAGAUUUACGUAAACAAUUACAACUAGUGGCAUUAGAACAGAUAGCUUCAGUAUUUCGUCAAAACGAAGAUCAGACCCUUUUAUCAUCAUUAAAAACUUGUUCAAUCUCUGGUGAUAUAGACGGUGUUGAACGUUUCCUGGAACAAUUUCGUAUACAUUCUGAACAUUUACAAGAAGUUUGUCGUCUUCUUCAUCAUAUUUCGAUUACAGAUGCACUCCAUGUUUUUACUGGACAUGCUGAGAGGAAUCUUCGAUCAUUGGCUCCUUUGACAUUAUUAUCUGGCCGAAUUUUAUGCGUUCAUCCCUCUUCAAGAAUUGCACGAGAAAAUUUGGAGGUCAACGAUUUGGCUCGUCUCACAAAGGAAAUAGAUGCGGCAUGUUCCGGUCGUUUAGCAGCUGAAAAACAGGCUUAUAUGUCACUUCCCAGGCCAGGAGUGAGUAAUUUUAUGUGGUGGUCUAAUAACUAUAAUACUCCUGGGAGUAGUCCAUUAUUAUCUUCUUCAACACGUUCAUCUACAACUGCUAAUUUUGCUUCUAAUAAUCUUUUUUGCAGUGGUUUUGUUAAUAAUUUAAAUAGUUGUGUUAGUGUUAGUGGUGGUGUUUGUCCUCAGUUUCAACAAAAUUCUGUUUUGCCUUUUAUGCCUCAACAAAACAAUUCUGAUAAUUCUGGUUUUAUUUCAAAUACAACAACUACUUCGGAAUUAUUUCAAACUUCUAGUGUUGAGAUAAAACCAUCUGAUACACCAAAACCAUCAGAAGAAAUUUAUGAAGAAAAAUCAGAACAAAAUAAAGAAACGAAUAGUUGGAUGUCAAAAAAGGAUGCGAAAGUGAAGAAGAAAAAAGAAAGAAAUUUGUCAUUGGAAUCUUCAAAGAAUCGGCAACUAGAUAAAGAACAUUUUUCACCUAAGAAUGUUAGUCAAGAUGGAAGUUUGGAAGAAUUAAAAAAGAAGAAUAAAAGUGGAAUUAAUUUAAUGAGUAUUUCUGCUAUUUUUAGGAGGAUUAAAGGAGGUAAUGAAGAGGAAACUAAAAAAGCUAAGGAUAAAAAGAAAAAGUUGGGUAUUGAAAAAGAGGUAAAAUCGGAUGGAGAAUAUUUAGAUGCUGGAAAAUAUGAGAAAAAUGAUAUUAAAAUUUUUAAUGACAACGAACGUGUUAAUGAAGAUAAUUUGAAAGAUAUUAAACCUUCUAAAGAAGAAAAUGAAGAUUUUUCAGAAUCAAGUCAAUCGCUUCAAACAGGAAUUGUAAAUAAAGAUGAUCAAAAUAAUCAAGAGAUUGAUGCUAUUGAGGAAGAUACUGCUGAUAAUAAAGAAACUAACAUUAGAUCGCAUUCACCCCUUUAUGCAGAGAUUGUGAAACGCCCAUCGCUUGAAACGCAGGAGAAUGGUGAUAAGGCAGAAAGUAAAGAUGUAGACGCAACAAAAUUAUGUCCAAAUUCAGCAUUUACGCCUUACGAUAAGUUUAUCAACCAACAUCAGGAACAACCGAAAACUUCAACAAUUUCUUCAAAAUCACCACAAAUAUUUGUUUAUACUUCCCCACCAAUUAGAAGACAAAAUUUGGAAAAUAAAAAAGAUUUAAAGAAAUCAAAAUCAGCAAAUGGAAUAGUAAAAUUUAAUCGUACUGGAAUUGGAUUUGAUGAACCUGUAAUUUUAAGACAAUGGGAAGAUUCUGAUACAACAACUACAGCGAGUACACAGUAUUCUUCCAAUACAAGUGGCUAUGUAACUGAAUAUUUACAUAAUUCUGAUCACCAGAAUCUAAUUCAAACAGAAGAAAACAACAUUUAUACUACCGUUAAUAAGAAAAAACCGAUAAUAGCUCCAUUAGCCAAGUGUGAUGAAGUAGAUGAUGAUGAUGAAGAAGAAGAUAUUGAAUAUGAAGAAGAAAAUGAUGUGACAAGUUUAGAAGAAAAUAAUCGGAACAAUAAUAAGAAUAAUUUUGUUGUUCGAAUGAGAGAGAAAAAAGCAGCAAAACUUGAUCCUUCAAAUAAACAUCAAAAUGGCAAUAAUAAAUUCGAGAAAAGAAUUAGCCAAAUUUUAGAAAGUCUGCAAGCUGAGGCAGAAAGUUUAAUUCAAUUACAGAAAAUACAAAAACAACAAGAAAAGCAAUAA
Meloidogyne enterolobii is the source of this 3547-nucleotide messenger RNA. The record is from the annotation of a GenBank genome assembly. Lineage: Eukaryota; Metazoa; Nematoda; Chromadorea; Rhabditida; Meloidogynidae.